AUGUUCAUCCAGACCGAGCGGACCCCGAACCCGGCGACAUUGAAAUUUCUGCCCGGAGAGGCGGUGAUGUCGUCUGGGACUGCGGACUUCCGCGAUGUCGAAUCGGCGGAACGUUCCCCGUUGGCGCGGCGACUGUUUCAGAUCGAGGGCGUCACCGGGGUCUUCUUCGGCGGCGACUUCGUCUCGGUCUCCAAGUCCGACGACGCCGAUUGGCAAAUGCUGAAACCCGUGAUCCUCGGCGUAAUCAUGGAGCACUUCGUUGCGGGUCAUCCGCUUCUCCUCGACGAUGCCGCGCAGACGGCAGAGGCGGAGGCGGACGACGGCGCCGAUGCGGAGAUCAUCGCUCAGAUCAAGGAGCUCCUCGAUACCCGAGUACGGCCGGCCGUGGCGCAGGACGGCGGUGACAUCACUUACCAGGGUUUUCAAAACGGCAUCGUGAUGCUUCAGCUGCAGGGGUCGUGUCAGGGCUGCCCCAGCUCGACCAUGACCCUGAAAAUGGGCAUCGAGAACAUGCUGAAACACUACAUCCCGGAAGUCGUGGAGGUACGCGCCGUCUAG
Geodia barretti is the source of this 558-nucleotide messenger RNA. Lineage: Eukaryota; Metazoa; Porifera; Demospongiae; Tetractinellida; Geodiidae. The record is from the annotation of a GenBank genome assembly.